Molecule: messenger RNA, 1805 nt
Organism: Thunnus maccoyii (southern bluefin tuna)
Lineage: Eukaryota; Metazoa; Chordata; Actinopteri; Scombriformes; Scombridae
Product: gap junction delta-4 protein
Exons: 2
Coding region: 125-1219 (364 amino acids)
Biological process (GO): cell communication
Cellular component (GO): connexin complex
Source: RefSeq, a predicted model, not a curated record
UGCUGAUUUCUCAGGCCUUGAGUUCUUUGCAAAGUCUGCAAUAUUUGCUACACCACACACUGUCAACUCAGCACACUUUUAAUUCCAAUGUGCUUAUAUUUCAGGAAAGGUGUGGCUCAUUGUGAUGAUCUUCCUCCGUGUCCUGAUCCUUCUUUUUGCUGGUUAUCCUCUCUACCAGGAUGAGCAAGAGCGAUUUGUAUGUAACACCAUUCAGCCUGGCUGUGCCAACGUCUCAAAUGGGCUCAACAUGGACCUGAGCUCCUCAGGUCCAAUCAAAACUAUGCAGUUGUACAAGAUUCACCAGGAGAUGUUCAGCAAGACGUCCGUAAACAAGAUGGCUCUAGGGGCUGACCGAGGGUGGGCACGAUGCUUCACAGGAGCCUACAUCCUCCAUUUGAUGUUCAGGACAUUGCUGGAGGCAGGGUUUGGGGCAGCUCACUACUAUUUGUUUGGUUUCUACAUCCCCAGGAGGUUCCUGUGCCAGCACCCUCCAUGCACUACUCAGGUGGACUGCUACAUCUCCAGGCCCACUGAGAAGACUGUAAUGCUCAACUUCAUGCUCGGUGCAGCUGCUCUGUCCCUUUUUCUAAAUGUGCUGGAUUUCAUCUGUGCCAUCAAGCGCUCUGUGAGGCAGAAGGGCAAGAGGAAGAUGAUAGUGGAGAAGAUAUAUGAGGAGCAAAGUUUCCUUUCAGCUGGGGAAGCCUCCAGGGGUAUAGAUCCAAAUGCCUCCCUGACUCAACAGGAUCCAGAGGCAGAGGCUGCUCAAACAGGGAGUUUCCGGAAGAGGCGAGGCAGCAAGGGUUCUUGCGGAAAGGGAACAUUUGCUCUAGGUCAGGAGGCACCCUCUCUGGAGCGCUCCUCUCUACCUCAUUCUCCAGGACCUCUGGGCUGCAACACCAAUGGAAACAACGGCUGCUCCGCUUCCCAAGAGGAGGCUUUGGAGAGGGAUGGCAGUGAGCUGGCUCUCUGUCCCCCAGAGCCCGUGGGCACACCCAGAUCCAUUCGUGUUAGUAAACGCAGCAGACUCAAGCCACCGCCUCCGCCCAGACGGGACCUUGGGUUGCUCCCUGGGGUGUUAGCAGGGCCCACCGGGGAUGUUUCCACAGCAACAGCAGUCUGCACCAGGAGGGUGGGUCAGUACACGCUGGUUGAAUUAGGUAGCGGUGCAGAGCUCCAGACCAAUGAUGAAGGGCAGGAGAAAAGAUCUGAGUGGGUAUGACUCUAGAAGGUUGGGUUGCUUUAUUUCUGGGUUAUUUUGGAACAUAAGACUGGGGUAAAUAGAUAUGAGAGCCAUAUGAGAAAGAGAUACCCCAAGGGUUAGACAGUGGGAACAACUGUUGGAGCCAUGCAGUGCUCUCUACCUCAUUUUACAAUGCAGACUGCACUGUCAGUUAAGGAGAAUCCAAGCCAGCAAUACAUUCACUAGAUGCUGCAGAAUCAUGAGGGGUAAGCAUAUUUACUUUGAUUUUGUCACGCCAUCAGAUCACAUUGCCUUUGAAGAGCGUGCAUUUUUUACCCCUGUGAUGCAAAGUGACAGGAAUUCAAGAAGUGAAAAGAAACUCUCUUAACAAAACAAGUCAGGAACGAAAGGACACAUUAGCCUUUAGCGUCCUUGGGCAAACCUCAACCUUGAGAAAAUCUAAAAGAGUGCAACCCACCUGUUUCUUGCUGUGUUGGCUUUACCCCCACCUCCGUUGACACACUGUCCAUAAACAAAGGCAGGCCUUGACCUAUCCCACAUAUACAACCCCUUAACCCCCACCACAGCCAUUCUAUAUGAUACCACCAUCAAACUCCUCCAUUGU